This is a messenger RNA of Rhodamnia argentea, 928 nucleotides long. Its product is annotated as 21 kDa protein-like. The transcript has a single exon. Gene Ontology annotation, molecular function: enzyme inhibitor activity. NCBI's taxonomy places the organism in Eukaryota, Viridiplantae, Streptophyta, Magnoliopsida, Myrtales, Myrtaceae. The record is from RefSeq and is a predicted model, not a curated record. Bases 72 to 680 code for a protein of 202 amino acids. Gene Ontology annotation, biological process: negative regulation of catalytic activity.
CUCUCUCCCAACAUUUAGUUAUCCCACGCCCAUCGUACCUAGAGAACCCAAUAUAGUCAUAGGGGACCAUAAUGGGAGAAGCCUCGAAAGAUAUGAAUUUCGCCACAAUCCUGCUCUUUCUCGUAGCCAUCGCUACCUGCACAUCCCCAAGCUCUGCCCUCAGAGACCUCGCCUCUGGAACCAGCACCGAGUUCAUCAGAACAUCAUGCAACAAAACGACCUACCCUCUUCUCUGCUUCCGCUCCCUCUCGAGCUUUGCCGCCGCCAUCCAGACAAGUCCUAAGCUCCUGGCCUCCACCGCCCUGGACGUGACCCUGGAGAAUGCGUGCUCGGCGUCGGCCAUGAUGGCGAACCUGUCCAGAAGCCAAGGCUUGAAGCCUAGAGAGGCAGCGGCCAUGCAGGACUGCGUGGAGUUGCUGAGCGACACAGUCGACGAGCUCAGGAGGUCCAUCGCUGAGAUGAAGGAUCCGAAAGGACACGACUUCGAGAUGAUGAUCAGUGACGUGCAAACUUGGGUGAGCGCCGCCUUGACGAACGAGGACACUUGCUCCGACGGGUUUGCAGGGAAGGAGAUGAACGGGAAAGUGAAGACCGCCGUGAGAGCUCGGAUCGUGACUCUUUCCCACCUCACUAGUAAUGCUCUGGCCUUGAUCAAUGCAUACGCCUCUCUUCAUGGAUAGCUACGUUGAAUUGUAUAUUGUAUUGCUCCUACUAUUGAUGUGUGGCUAAAGAAUUCAUUUUGUAUCUGUCGUACUGUGGCACUAUGUAGAUAGCCGAUACGAGGGUGAUUAGAUUGAGAUGCUUCUUAAGUAGAAGUACUGAACUUAAAGUUCUUUUUAAGCUUCUUCAUUGUUACAUGAAAUUUGUUUCCUCCACGUAAGCUAUCAUGCUUAAGUGGCACAAUGAAAUUUCUUUCUCCUUCUAUCUA